Molecule: messenger RNA, 5553 nt
Organism: Mugil cephalus (flathead mullet)
Lineage: Eukaryota; Metazoa; Chordata; Actinopteri; Mugiliformes; Mugilidae
Gene: cited1
Product: Cbp/p300-interacting transactivator, with Glu/Asp-rich carboxy-terminal domain, 1
Exons: 2
Coding region: 216-791 (191 amino acids)
Biological process (GO): regulation of DNA-templated transcription
Cellular component (GO): nucleus
Source: RefSeq, a predicted model, not a curated record
UUUUUAUUCAGUAACAAGCUGAGUGAGGAGCUGACAGACCCUCCAGAGUCUCUGCACAGUUGCCCUCAGCAGAUCGGAGCCUACCUCCACUUCCACUUCACUGGCUUUUAUACUGAUUCCUCGGACUUUUGAAAUCCACUUUUAUUGCAGUUAUUCUGUGGCUGAUUUCAGACUCCACCGGGGCUGUUUCUCGCAGGCUCUGAGUUUUCCUGGUGAUGACCUCACUGCUGUUCCCUGGCAACGCCCACGCUGCGAUGAAGGAACUCUCCUCCUCAUCCUCUUCACUCACCUCCCUUCUCCACUACCCUUCCUCCAAAUCUUCUGUUGUGCCUUUCUCACCGUCUGCUGGCCCUGCCUCCACGCCAGGGUCGACUCUAUCAUCGGCUCCCCUCUCUAAACCGCAACCGUUCUGCCUGCAGACGGGGCCACAUCUCAUCGCCAGCAUGCAGCUACAGAAACUCAACUCGCACUACCAGAACAUCACUGGUGCUUCUACUGGACACCCAGCACCCGGUGGAGCUCAAAGGGGCUUCAGUGCCUCACCUUUGGGCACCAGUAACCAGCUUCUUGGGCCUUCUGGAGGCCUUGGAGGAGGCGGAAUGGGUGUUGGGAUUAGCAUGGGGAACCAAGGCUCAGGUGCAGGUGGAAUUAUCGACUUUGACCCCGUGGACGAGGAGGUUCUCAUGUCUCUAGUGGUGGAGCUUGGUUUGGACCGAGCCAACGAGCUGCCCGAGCUCUGGCUGGGGCAGAACGAGUUUGAUUUUAUGUCAGACGUGCCGGCCGGGUGCUGACCUGACAAAAAGCAGAUCCUGUGGAAUUGAUUGACAACGAGAGAAAAGGCUUCUCUCCCUGUUUUGUUUUUCUCUUUUCUCCCUUUCUUGGUUGAUAAAAUGAGGAAACGGAAGAGACCGAUAGAGAAAGAGGUUACAGACGUACUCUGGUUUCUAUUUCACUUUCAUACUCACUACAAGAAGACGGCGCAAAGUAAAAGACAACUCACAUUUGAUUGUUGUGUCGUUUUUGAGAUGGAGAUCAGUUUCAUGUUUCUUCCCUGGGAUUAAACUAUUGAAGGUCCCACGCUGAUUUACGUUUUUCCCCUCUUUUUAAAAGACAGGCAAAGAGAAGUAUUAGCAGAGUAUAAACAGAAAUAAGGAAUAGAAGACUUUGUUGCUCUUAUCCUCUUUUUACCAUCAUUCUGGCUUAAUGAAAACAAGUUGACUGACAUGGGAAGGACUGACUAAGACAUUUGAGCCAACCCCUUGAAAACAAAUAGAGAAGUAAGAUACACCUGUUGGACUUGGUCCCCUACUAUUCUUAAGAGUUGUCCUCUCUUAAAUAGAAUGAAAAUGGGAGCCACAUCUUUAUGGGAGAUUUACAAACGAUGGCAAACACUAUGCUUCCUGUUUUCUUAAUAGACAAUAUUAGACUCUGGUCUCACGGGAAAGAGACUCCUGUCUCUUAGCUUCACAAAGAAACUGAUUGUCUGUGAACUUAUCUCAAUGCAGUUCUCUUUCUUUUUUCCUUUUUUUUUGUUUGAAUUUAGCUCAACCAGUUGUAUUCAUAGCACAUGUUAUUUAAGACAGUGGCUGAUAUCCAUCAGGAGUCUUGGACAAGGAGUGCUUCUGUAGCGCCUCUAUAGUCAGUUCUACUUUUCUGAACGUAAUGAAUUAGAUCAAGAAAUGUGGAAUCUUUCGGAGCAUCAGGCAUGAAUGGAGUAAAUUGUUUGUAGGUCAGCAGCACAGCCUCAUUAAAACAAUCAAGGUCUUAUGGUCAUAAAAGUCACUAUUACCUACUACUAAAAAAUACGGGCCUAGUCACACUGGCAUUAGAGGUCCUUGAUGAGAGUAACACUAAAGAUACAAGAUUUUGCUAAAGACAUAAACUGAACAGAAAGGAAAGUAAAAUCCACACAUGCCCUCUGCUUUUCAUGUAUAUUUCCUGCUCUGCCACUUUGAAUGUUUUUGUCAAAACAAGUCAUUCAACCCUGUCAGUCCUUACUGUCACAAGAUGUCCAUGUUCCUGAUAAUGUUCUUGAUAGUGCUGUCUGUUUUGCCAUCAUUUGGCCUGCAGGAUGCUGUUUGCACACCUUUGACUUGCGUUGCCUUCCAAUGGGGUUUUGAUAUGAGGAGUUCAUGAGUUGUGUACACCACUUCCUGUGUCUUAACCACAAGCUUGAAUUCCAUUUUAAGGCAUUGUUAAACACUGUGGUUUGGUUUCAUCAUGUCAAGAUGCUAUCAACACUAACACAGCCAUUUGUUGCCCUCUAAGAAGCAGAAACUGCUUGUAGUUAACAAUAGCCUCUGUUAAUUUUGUGUCUUAUAACAACAGAGGCUACAAGACCUUGACCCACUAAUACUAAUGGUCCACUCUCCAGCAGCCCUGUUGGAGGAGUUUUUUUUUUACUUGUGUCCUGUAUUAAUGAACAGAGUCAAAAAACCCUUCUUGGUUUGUUUACUUCCAAUUUUCCAACUAGCUAACAGUGGCAAUGUGCUAAACACUUGAUUUUCACAUCUGGUAUUAGCGCUGACUUCUAUGAAUAGCUACCAAAGAACACAAGAAAAAAUCAUGUGAAAUAUAAACCUUCAAUAUGAAUCCGUCAGAAACCACCCAAGCUAAAAAUGACAUUUAUAGCAUCUUUUGAGAUCUGUCUUACAAAUCAACAGUUGUGCUUCAAGUGUUGCAUUAUUAUUGCAGCCACUUGUCAAACCUGUGUCUUUGCCAUGCAGUAUGGUUAACAGCUCUGGGGAAUAAACCAACAAAUGGACAUUGAGGAGGUAUUGUUGCCACAUGUGAAACCGAGAUUUCAAAAGAUGGAGGUCAUUGCGCUUUUAAAUGUUUAUUUCUGAGGAGUAACAAAUCAGUUUAAAUUACAAAUAAACAUAUAACAUGGCAAACGAGAAAGAAAGGGGCACAUUUUAUUCAGUUAUUUAACUGCCUUCAGAGAGGGCUCCUGCCAUCUUCCUUCCUAUGUUACUGUUAGUUAGACGAAUAACAUCAACGUAGGUGUCUAGAAAACCUUUCAGUGUGUUCAUUGUUAGCAUGGUCGCUAAUGUUAGCUUUCUUGACUGUUACCUCUAGACUCUAUAAUUACAGAUUUUCAGUGAUUUCCUAUUUGAAGAGACCUGAUGUUGCCGUAGUUUGUCUGAAGUAGCAGCAGUAACAUAGGAAGAAAGUCUGAUUGGUGGUUAGCAGACCAAUCAGGAGCCAAACAUUUUAAUUUGGUUGAAAUCAGUCUUGCAGCCUGUAGAGCUGCAUCACCAGCCAAAUACAUCAUCGCCUUCUCUUUAUAACUAUAUAAAAUAUUUGGACCUCCAUCAUGUUGCCAGAUGUGGCUGCAAAGUUUGGUCUCACCUUUAGAUUGUGAAUGAAAUAUGAACUCCCCAUCUACCAGAUGUUUCUUUCCUCCUUUAAAAAUAAAUCCUGUGGGUUUUAAACUGACACCUGUUCACACCUAUAGAGGCUUUACAGAGCUCAAGAUGGCUGCAGUCAGGUUUUGACCUAUAUAUCUGUUGCGGUAAGAGGAGACGGCGGGUUUGAAACUGCGCGGGAACAAAGGCCUUUCACCCUGAACGCAGCACGUCUGUCAUCUGGGCGUUGUGGGUCUCCUCCUGGAGCGCACAAAACGACAAACCUGCAGGUUUAGAACACCUAUACGCAGGCGUACAAAGGCAUGGAAACACAACCAAAGCACGUACACACACACACACACACAGCAGCAGAACAGAGAUGGUAUUACAGCAGGGAAACGCGAGUAGCAGCCAUGAAACGGGCACUUGUUUAGUUACGCUGACUUCACAGGGUAUCAUUGUGUGUGUGUGUGUGACAAAAUGAACUAAUCUGUCCACAUAAAGAAAAAAAAAUACACGUCCUGAGCCUUGUUCAUUUAUUUAGAUAUAGACUUCUCGGCUUACCCACACACGCUGCCUAUUACCACUUUUUAAUGUCGAUAAGAGUCUUUAACGAAACCAGAGAAGCGGCGAUUAAUGAAAACCUGACGAGGGAAUAAUUUGACCGAAUCCUUUCUUUCCUUUUAAAAGUGAUCCAGUACAGUAUUUUCUUUAUAGUGCUCUCUUCACCAACACAGGAAAAGAAAUAAAGAUGCUAUUCUUUGCCCGUGACUCUGGCAGACAGAACGAUUCUUCGUCCUCCUCCGUCUCGCCACAUUAAGUGGGCCAAAAAGAAGCAUUCCUCAGAACGAGGGUUUGUUUCCAUCCGCUCAGCAUUGUUUUUCAGCUUGUAGGUUUUGUGGUCCAGUCUAAGCCAAGCUGUUUUGUUGUUUUUUUCUCUCACUGUGUGAACCAGAGGGUUCCCCCCCUCUUCUCUACUCCCCUGAGAAGGUGAAUUGUCUGAGGACUUUCAUUUCCUCUUUUGCCUUGACCUCCAUUAUUGCAGAUUAACCCCAGGAGAGAACCAGAAUAUUCAAAAAGUUUUUCUUUUGCUUUCAGUUUUGGGGUCUGGUUUAACCUAAUUACUGCUAAAACUCUUUAUAUAACAGAGGAAACCACUCAAAAUUGGACCUUUAUUUCACCAUUAUCAUCCAUCUUGUGGCCUCACCUAGUAGAACGGGACUGUUUAAAGACCUUAAAUGAUUUACUUUGCAUUGGCGGGUUAAGCACUCAAAUUCUUUGACAAUUUGUCAAUGACCAUGGUUAGAAAAUUUCAGAAAAUGAGAAUUGCUAACCAAAAGCAAAAAACUGUGAUAGAAAAACAAACCAGAGAAGUGGAAUAUUAUAACUAAUAAGCACACUUUGUCAAUUUGGACAAGACAGUAACUUCAAAUCCCACUGUCUCCAUCUCCAUGUUGUGGCCCUGCCUUGUAGGGGAACUCUCUCUCAAUUAAUUGUUCAAGUCAGAUUGUAUCACAUUGUUAGACUGCUGUAAAGCUACAGCAUUUUAACUCUUUUUGUUUAUGCUUAAUUGCGUAAAAUGUCAGAAAAUUGUUAAAUAUAAAAUAAAAUCUAAUCGUAUUUAUGCCAUAUCCGAGUUAAAAAUAGUUGGCUUUUUUAAUACCUGGAAACCCACAAGUCAUCAUUACAUCUGUCUUUAUAACUGGUUCACACUCACUCGCCAGUUCGUUAGGCACAUUAGUGACUGCACCCUAAUACAGUCUUGAGCUAAAUUUGAUCGUCCAGUUGGAUUAAAACCUUUCUGACGCUGUUUCAGUCUAAACAUUAGAACUGUCACAUAGCUAAGAUUUAGUGCAGUACUGUUGUAUUAGGAUGCAUUCAUUUUCACUAGUGUACCUAAUGAUUUGGUAACUGAGCUUAUGAAGCAUUGGUAAACAAUUUACUUAUCUGUAAUUGAACAUUGACUCCUUUCAUCAUACUCGCCUUCUUCUGAAUCUGUACAUUAUUGGUUUAUCUUGAUUUCCUUUCAUUUGUCCUAUCUACCAACUAAAUAAUUAUUUCUCAAAGCACUUUUUGCUCACAGAUUCUCACUUGUUCACCUUUAUGAAUAUGUUAAUGACUCAGAUCAUAGUGGAAUAAGAUAAACAAAAAAAGCUUGUAUUUUUGUUACAGAGUUUGGGGAAAAAAUAAAGGAAGUGAAAACUGA